AUGGCUGAAGUUGGAGUUCUUCGAAGCUGCGUUUUUAAUGCUUUGGUUUUAUUGUUUAUUUUAUCAUUUUUAAACGGAAGUUGUUCAAAAUACUGCCCAAAAGUGAUUGAUAGCCCUAACAGUAACAACAGCACUAUCACUGACAGUAUCAGUAGCUCAGUUAGGAGAAAUUCUGUGGAAAAUGAAGAUUAUCUUCCUUCAUUAUAUCGUUGCCCAUUGUCUACUGACCCAGAAUAUUACACAGAAUGUUGUGACAGUAUUGAGAAAAUUUGUUGUCCUUUAACCAGACAGUUUUAUGAGAUUGAAAAUUGGCUAGCCAUUGUGAUAGCAGUGAGUGUAAGUUUGAUUUGUUUGACAUUGGCUGCUGUAGUCGUUAUUUGUUGUUUCUCAUCACAUUGCCCAUUGUACAACAUUUGUCGACGACAGUAUACUGCUGAGAUACCUGUAUAUGAUAAGGAAGAAGACAACUUUUCUAGUGCUACAAUGCCGAAGGAAUCAACGGGUAAAUCUAGACCAGGAUUUCUGGGUGUAGUACAUUGCCAGGAGAACAAUUCCUCUUGUGAGCCUGCCAUUGUGUAGUGGCCUUCUGGAAACUAUCUUAAAAUGCUGUCGGUAUCUAACAGUGUUCACCACUACAUGCUCAUAGCCAGAAAGGUCAUUGAUCUCUUCUUUCAAGAUUAAAUCUCUAGCUUAUGUCUGAAUUUUGGGCUUCACUGUCAUUGUACUGCUGUUUUAAUAAACCAUUAAUGGCAUUGUUGGGACCAUAGUGAUUACAUCAAUUUGGAAAAAUGAAUAUUUUAGAAGUGGUCUGUCUAUUAUCUACAGCCAUACACUUUUAUAUGCUCUUUUUAAAUGUAUGAUUAUUUGCUUUCAACAAUUGUAUCUGAGCCAUUUUUAGGGAUCCUGAAAGCUUUAAUAGUGCUGUUUUCACUGUUUUUUAUUUUUUUUAAGUAUUGUGAGAUAUAUUUUAAAUAUAAUUGUGUCAACUAUAACUAAAGAUCUUGAUCUAAAGAAAACUAUAAAUUGAGAAAUCUUAUUUCUGACAAAAUAUACCAUAAUAUUUACUCCUCUGAAUUAUUUAUUUGGAUUUGGGACAAGAUGAUUGUUACUAUUUUGAAGGCAAACCCAAUUUGAUUUAGUUCACAAAACAUUUUUUUGAAAUUAGUGUGAUUGAUGAAAACAAGAUCUAAUUUUUUCACUUCCAUUCGUAUUUACAUUUUGCACGGUGUUAACUUAUUAUACAAAGUGAAUUUACACUUGCUAAAAUAACCUGAAAUGAUUACACCAGUAGCUUUUUAUAUUAUCCAAUUUGCUUCAAAAUUGUGACAUUAUUUUCUGUUUGCAUAUUGAUAAUAUGAAUAUUAAAGUGAAAGUUCUGUUAAAAUAACUUACGUUACUCUUAAGUAAGUGUUGACAGUACCAAUGAAUCCUUUGUUUAUAUUACGGGUAGACUGAUGUAAAUUAGAAUUUAUCUUUUAAUAAUUAUCAUGUAUUGCAAGGAAACCAUGUUUUGGUUUUCAAGCAAAUAGGUUUACAGGUCAUUUACAAUUAUCAGUAUUUUCAUGGGUGUACAAAUAAUGUGACUUUAUGACUACCAUUUUGGAUAUGUAAGAAACGUGUGUUGGCUCAUAUGGAAUCCUUCCCGAUUAAAUUUGAGCAAGGUUACUAUUUAUUGUUCAUGAAACUUAUGAAUGCUGAAUUAUUUUUAGAAACCUGUAAUCUAACAUAAAUGAUGCAUGUAACUCCCUGCAAUCUUUCACAGUAAUUUAUAGAUUUUCACACCAUCCAGAAGAGCUGCAAGCUCACCAAAAUCUUAUACAUAGGUCGCAAAAUUUUUGACUUUUUACUUUCUGCUAAUUGUAGAGAUCUUUGGUUUACCACACUGUGUAUGAGUGCUUGAACUUUGUAGAUAUAAUAUGUAAUAGGGUUUCUCUUCAGAAGUUGCAGUUUCAAUUUAUUAAUAAUGUUUUUCAGCAAUUUGUUUUUUUGGAUAUAGUGAUCUGACCUCCAUUUUUGUCAUAUACUUUGUAUGUCUGUAAAAAAAGGCUGAUAAUUCUGAAUGACCCCAUAAUUAAGAAAAGAAUAAAAAAAUUCACUAAACAAUUAAUACCAUGUUAUGCCAAUAUGGAAAAAUUGUGAUUAAUGUGUAAAUGAAGCAGUUUUCUUUUAUUUUUUGCCAGUAUUUUGAACCAAUAAGUUGUCCUCAGGUACUUUACAUAACAAAUUUUUAUCUAAAGCUGUUAUGGUGCUUUUUUUUUGUCUUGUUUCACAUUUUUUAGUUAAAUGUUUGUUUUGAAAACUUAUACAAUGAAAGGAGCUAUUUUGAUCUCUAAAGAUUUUUUUAUAUACUUUUUAUUUGACAAGUAUUAUCAAUAUUGCUAAAUUUGUACUUUAUAUAUAUAUAUAUGUGUGUGUGUGUAUUUAUAUCUGUGUUUUAUUAUAUGUGUUUUACAUGUACCUUAUAUGUGGAUGUUUUAGGAAAUUUCUAGUCAUAUAAUGUAAGCUGGUCUAACAAGUUUUAGUCUUUCUGAAUUGGAUAUUAAACAGCUUGCAGCUUAUUUAUUUUUGUUAUUUAAACAUAGAUGUGAUUGAUUGUAAAAAAAAGUGAGUUGUUUAAGUGAAUUUGUCUCAAAAGAAGAUAGAAAAUAUCAGUUUUUUAACUUUAAAACUUUGCCUUUUCUUUAUUUGCUAGUGGAAUAUGUUUACUAUAUUGAUAGAAAUAUCUUUAUAAAGAAGUCAUUUUUCUAGUCCUUCUAAACCAAUUUGUUUCAGAACUCCUGCUGUUCAUUUUGCAAAAAAUACAAAUCACUACAAAAUGGUUUUAGAUUUUACCUGAUUGUACCACUGUAGCCUAUUUUCAUAACACUUCUUUACAUAUAUAAUGUAGUAUAUUUCAAAAAUAUGCAAGGUACUAGUAUUUAACCCAAGUAAAAAAAUAUUCUCUUUACAUCAUAUGAAUUGUAUGUUGCAGUGUGUAAUAAACUUAUAAUUUUGUAUAACUCAAAAAUAUAUUAAUUUAAUGCAUGACAUAUAUAUAUAUAUAUAUAUAUAUAUAGUUUUGUAUUCAGUUUGUUAAAAACUUUGUAUUUCUAUAAAAGAAAUCUGUGAUAAGCUCAACUUCCUUAGUUAAACUUAGUCAUAUAUGAAAAUAUAAAUAUUUAGUAUUUUCAUCCUUUGAAUGAUCAAAGUCAAAUCCAGGUUUGUUUGUUUAUUUUUUGCAUGAGAAGACUUCAGUAAAAGCACAAAGUUUGUUAAAAAAUAACCACUAUAUUCUGAAUAAACUUGUACCAAAUGCUAGUUUGCCCUGAAACAUUAAUCACUUUGUUGUUAAUGUCAAGUUUUUACUGAUGAUAAAAAAUAUCCACUUGGACAGAUAUGAAGUAUGUUUUUCAAAAACUUUCCAAUUUCAGAUAAAUGUACAAUAUCAACUAAUUUGGAUGUAUAGCCAAUUAUAUCCUGGAGGUUUUAGAAAGAAGUAAAAAUCAAGUGAAACUAAAGAGUUACAGAUUGUUAUUCAUUUGUAAAAAUUAACUUACAGUUGAUGUUUGGUUAAUUUUUUUGCUAUUAUUGAUAAGACUCUCAUGAUCAGUAAACCUGUCAAUACCAUUAUAUCUUGGUAGAUAACCAUAGUCACCCAAACAGUUUUGAAAUAUGGCAUAAAGCCACUUGAGUCUGAAAUUAUGGGUCUUAAGAAACAGAAAAAAA
Molecule: messenger RNA, 3705 nt
Organism: Limulus polyphemus (Atlantic horseshoe crab)
Lineage: Eukaryota; Metazoa; Arthropoda; Merostomata; Xiphosura; Limulidae
Exons: 5
Coding region: 1-579 (192 amino acids)
Source: RefSeq, a predicted model, not a curated record